Penicillium odoratum is the source of this 1338-nucleotide messenger RNA. It is a transcript of the gene cds1, whose product is annotated as phosphatidate cytidylyltransferase. The transcript is spliced from 4 exons. The record is from RefSeq and is a predicted model, not a curated record. Lineage: Eukaryota; Fungi; Ascomycota; Eurotiomycetes; Eurotiales; Aspergillaceae. The coding region runs from base 1 to 1338 and encodes 445 amino acids. Gene Ontology annotation, cellular component: endoplasmic reticulum membrane. Gene Ontology annotation, molecular function: phosphatidate cytidylyltransferase activity.
AUGGCCAAGCCUAAGCAAAAUGUUGCUAGUCGCAAGGGCAAUGCUCCCGCAUCCUUCAGCCCCAAUAAAAAUGAGAAGACUGUCUCCGAACUGACCACGGAAGCCGAAGAGACACCCGAGCAGUCAGAUAGUGAGAAGAAGCAGCAAGACUGGGAGAAGAAACGUCAAACCUUCAUUACCCGGACAAUAUGGACUUUCGUCAUGAUUGCUGGUUUCUUCAUCGCCAUGUUCUCUGGCCACAUCUAUAUUAUCGGCCUAGUUACCGCUAUUCAAAUUGUUUCAUUCAAGGAGGUCAUCAACAUUGCCAAUAAAAAGCCCCAGGAGGAGAAAGAGCAAAAACCCGCGCCCCGCUUCACUAAGCAGCUGAGCUGGUACUUCCUCGCAACGACCAUGUAUUUUCUCUACGGAGAGAGCGUGAUCUAUUAUUUCAAGCACAUUCUGCUUGUAGACAAAGUUCUGUUGCCCCUGGCGAACCACCACCGCUUCAUUAGCUUUACUCUUUAUGUCAUGGGAUUCGUGUUCUUCGUGGGCUCACUGCGCAAAGAUACCUACAAGUUGCAAUUCGUCCACUUUGCCUGGACUCAUAUGGCGCUGUACUUGAUUGUGGUGCAAGCUCACUUUGUGAUGAACAACAUUUUCGAGGGCAUGAUCUGGUUCUUCCUUCCUGCAUCUCUGGUCAUCACCAAUGACAUCUUUGCUUACGUCUGUGGUAUUACAUUCGGACGCACCCAAUUGAUCAAACUCUCGCCGAAGAAGACUGUGGAGGGCUUCCUGGGCGCGUGGAUCUGCACUAUCAUUUUUGGUUACUUCAUGACCAACAUCCUGAUGCGGUACAAGUACUUCAUUUGCCCCGUCAACGACUUGGGCUCGAAUGUUUUGACUGGUCUAGAGUGCGUUCCGAACUCCGCUUUCAUCCCGCAGCCCUACUCCCUUGAAAUGAUCGGCCUGGAUAAGACUUUCUAUAUUGAGCCCAUGCAGCUUCAUAUCUUGAGCUUCGCUACUUUCGCCUCUCUCAUUGCUCCGUUCGGCGGUUUCUUUGCGUCAGGUCUGAAGCGCAGCUUCCAGAUCAAGGACUUCGGCGAGUCAAUCCCCGGCCACGGUGGUAUUACCGAUCGUAUGGACUGUCAGUUCAUCAUGGGCUUCUUCGCCUACAUGUACUACCACAGCUUCAUUGCUGUCUACAAGGCGAACGUUGGAGAUAUCAUCGAGACUGUCAUCAACGGUCUCACAGUUGACGAGCAAUUCGAGGUAGUCCGCGGCCUCAGCAAGUACCUGCACAACCAAGGCGUUGUUUCAGAUACGAUUUUGGACUGCCUUGUUACCGAGCUCAAGCGCUGA